UGUCAGGUGGAGGUGGAGGUGUACAGGAAGGACUCUAAGAAGCUGCCGGGCCUCGGUGACCCUGACAUCGACUGGGAGGAGAGCGUGUACCUGAACCUGAUCCUGCAGAAGUUGGACUACGUGGUGACGUGUGCCGUCUGCACGCGCUCAGACGCAGGAGACAUCCACAUCCACAAGAAGAAGUGUCAGGAAGUGUUCGCGUCUCCCAGCAAACACGCCAUGGACAGUAAAGGAGAAGAGUCCAAGAUGAGCUACCCAAACAUCUUCUUCAUGAUCGACAACUUCGAGGAGGUGUUCAGCGAUAUGACGGUUGGCGAGGGCGAGAUGGUUUGUGUGGAGCUGGUGGCGAGCGAUAAGAGCAACACCUUCCAGGGAGUUAUCUUCCAGGGAUCGAUCCGCUACGAGGCGCUGAAGAAAGUCUACGACAACCGGGUGAGCGUCGCGGCUAAAAUGGCUCAGCGGAUGUCUUUCGGCUUCUAUAAAUACAACAACAUGGAGUUUGUGAGGAUGAAGGGUCCGCAGGGCAAAGGUCACGCUGAGAUGGCCGUCAGCAGGGUGCCCACGGGUGACACGUCGCCCUGCGGCACCGAGGAGGACCAGGUGUCACCCAUGCACGAGAGGGUGACGUCGUUCAGCACGCCGCCGACCCCCGAGAGGAACCGGCCGUCCUUCUUCUCGCCGUCGCUGAGGCGUAAAAUGCCCCGAAACCGAAUCGCCGAGAUGAAGAAGUCUCACUCUGCCAACGACAGCGAGGAGUUCUUCAGGGAGGAGGAAGACGAAGAUCUUCACACAGCGACCAACCUGCGCUCUCGCUCUCUGUCGGGAACCGGUCGCUCUCUGGUCGGGUCGUGGCUCAAACUGAACCGGACCGAAGAUUUCUUCCUGUUGUAUUCUCACCUGACCUACGUCACGCUGCCGCUGCACCGCAUCACCGCAGACAUCCUGGAGGUGAGGCAGAAGCCCAUCCUGAUGACAUAGCAGAGCUCACAUCUGUCCUCAUCGUUACCAAGUGCCUCCUGCAUCAGGCCGCUGAGGCGACGGCGCCCCCUGCUGUCCAGCCCGAGAACAACAACCAGAACAUCUGCUUCAGCUGGAGGACGUUCAGAGGGACGACACACAAACCAGCCAUCCGAGAAGUGCCUCUUCUUCUUCUUCUUCUUCUUUUUAAG
Messenger RNA from Scomber japonicus (chub mackerel), 1169 nucleotides. RefSeq lists its product as uncharacterized. The transcript has 8 exons. The record is from RefSeq and is a predicted model, not a curated record. NCBI's taxonomy places the organism in Eukaryota, Metazoa, Chordata, Actinopteri, Scombriformes, Scombridae. The annotation marks the transcript as partial.